Sphaeroforma arctica JP610 is the source of this 831-nucleotide messenger RNA. RefSeq lists its product as hypothetical. The transcript is spliced from 2 exons. The record is from RefSeq and is a predicted model, not a curated record. Lineage: Eukaryota; Ichthyosporea; Ichthyophonida.
CUGAACAGGCGAGGCUGCACUCAUUCUACCGGAACAUCGAAUCUUUUACCCAUCCUACCGUUAACACCUGAUGAUACCCUACUCACAAUAACCUUCACAGGCGAUUACCGGGUAUCAACGCAGUGCCGCGAACGGAUUGUGGGACAGUCCAACGGGGCGGAAACUGUAACACUGAAUUUUGCAGAUGUGUACACGGAAUGUGGGUACGACCACCUAUACUUGUACGAUGGAGAUUCGGUACACGCUCCGCUGGUGGCCUCGUUCAAUGGCUAUCCACCCGAUCGUAGGGUGACAUUGACGAAUGGUGUCGCGUUGCUCAGGUUUACCUCCGACGUGGCACAGGUGAAGGACGGCUACAAUGUGACGUUUUCAUUCAGUGCCUGCCCGAACGAUUGCUCCGGCAACGGUGCUUGCACAGGCACCACUUGCGAGUGCACAAACAAUAUGACUGGCGCCGAUUGCAGUAUAGAACUAUGUCCCGGAAAAUGCAGUGGAUACGGAGAGUGCGGAGAGUCCGGCUGUGUAUGCGACGCGACACGUACGGGAUUGGAUUGUACCCAGGUUGCAACUCAGAGUCGGUGGUCGUUUGUGAGUUCUCCGGAUGGACCGAGGAAUGCAGUGUUUAAUUCCUCACAGCUUGCUUUGCGGACUGCGCAUGCAAGCGCUGUGAUUGACCUACCCGCUACCAGUAGCAUGUGGACCUUCGGAGGUUUAGCGGCCGGGUUUCUGAACUCCAACGCGCUGGCGUAUUUCGAUCCGGAUCUGGAAGAGUGGAUUGAGGUGAUCUCAAACAAGUAUGUGAACGUGUUGGUGAUACGAUCACUAUCUUGA